AUGAACCCAGAAAAUAUCCCUACUGCUAACGUGGGCGCACAGAUUGUUACUAUCUGCGAGCAAAUCCACGAGCUCGGCCUCACACCCAAGAAAUUUAUGCACGGAUUUUUUACAUCCAAGCAUCCUGACUUGGUAUUUCGUUGCAGACUCAUCAGAGCCGGCGUGGGCUUGUCAGGUACGGUAGAUAUACUGCGGGGUUUUCGGGACGUGCUCAUUGGGAGUCCAGAGGGUGAAGCUGGCUGGAAAGAAUUUAUUCUAGAUGAGGCUUCGAGCAUUGUUGAAGGCCAAAACAUGCGAGUGGGCCCCUACCCACAGGGCGCGUAUGUCAACUCGAACUCGAUCAAUGAAGAUUUUUUUAGUCAAGAGGCUGAAGAACAUCGCGAGCGUCAAGUCAGGAGCUCCAUGAGCUUCUUGCACGAGCUGAUUCAAAGGAAGCUACGUGUCGCAUUGGACAUCCCAGAUAUCGCCGCCGAGGGUUUGGAAAACGUGGUGGAGGUUGAUACCCAAGAUAUCUCCUCGAACACUGUGUCUUCUGACUCUACUCUCCUAGGUAGCUCAGCAGAUGAAGGUGUGAUUCAAUCACUUGAUAACCUUGUGUAUAUCCCCAAGCGGGCUGCUGGCUUAAGAGAGCACAAGCUGAGGGCGGCCGAGGAUGUCGAUUUCAAGGCAUUUGAGAAGGCCAUGGGUGAUGCUGAAGGAAAACCAGUUGAUAUUUCAAUGUUCAUUCCCACCACUGAACAACUAUCGCAUUGGAAGUCUGUCAUCCUAGCCCAAUUAGCGACUGCAUUGAAGACCUAUGCUGAACACCUUCCGGGGGGUAAGACUGUGAAGCUCGCGAAUUUGCAGACUCAGCCUCCACCUAUUGAUCCAAUUGAAAUGUAUCAACCCAACAUCUUCUUCUUACGCUUGAUGGAUGCACCGGAUUCGUCGGCCGAUGGUGUUUCUCGUGUACUGGAACAAGUUCUUGCUCAGAUCGGUGUUGAUGCCAAGUCGUUUGCGGAAACUCUGCUAGUUGCUGAGGGAGACGUUGGAUCUAAUGAGCUGGUUGAAAGCUUACGUCGCAAGCGAUUUCCUUCCGGCAAUCAAGCCGACUCCCUGCGCUGGCUGCUCACCGUCUUUGGGCCUGCGCAUGCCACAUGGAACAUGUGCAAGGCUUUGAACUCAGUUCAUUGGGGCGAUUCGACUAACGGGCAAGAUACUGGCGCAUGGCGCACUGCUGAGUCUUUGGGAGGAAGUGCAAAACAUCCAUCACAACAAGACUUUAAUAGCUUGAUGAUGAUGACCAAAAAGAUGCAUGAUGCAUCACUUGUAUUUGCAUUGACGUGA
Melampsora larici-populina 98AG31 is the source of this 1326-nucleotide messenger RNA. RefSeq lists its product as uncharacterized. The coding region runs from base 1 to 1326 and encodes 441 amino acids. The record is from RefSeq and is a predicted model, not a curated record. The transcript has 3 exons. NCBI's taxonomy places the organism in Eukaryota, Fungi, Basidiomycota, Pucciniomycetes, Pucciniales, Melampsoraceae.